AUAAAUGCUCGUUGAAAAAACACUUUUAAAUUUAUUUGGAAGAAAAAAAUAAAAAAUCAUGAAAAAUUUGGCAAGUGUAGAGGAACAAUAUCGGAGAUUCCCCGAAAUGGAUAAACAAGAUGUCCUCAAAUUAAAACAAUGGGUCCAACAACAACCUCAUAUGCCGAACUUAUCCGAAUUGGAUGUGAUAUUGUUCUUUCAUGCGUGUUAUUAUAGCAUGGAGUUGACAAAACGUACAAUCGAAACGAAUUUAUCAAUUCGAACUCAUGUUCCGGAGUUUUUUCAUAAUUUGGACAUAGAAAGGCCAGAGUUGAAGAGGGCAAUGAAUACAGUUGCAAUAAUACCACUUCCAAAAGCAACACCAGAAGGUUAUAGAGUUAUAAUUGGAAGACUAGCCGAUACGGAUACAUCGAAAUUUAAUUUUGCAGAUAUAAUGAAAUUCUACUGCAUGGUUUUCGACUUAUGGAUGGCUGAAGGUGGUGCUGAACAAGGACACGUUAUUGUGAUGGACUUGAAAGGAGUUACAUUGGGUCAUGUUGCAAGACUUGGAUUACUAACAAUGAAGAAGUUUUUAUUCUACUUACAAGAAGCAGCAGCAAUUCGUUUAGUUGGUUUUCAUUUUGUCAAUAUCGUACCAUUCAUCGAUAAAGUCUUGGCUCUAAUGAAUCCAUUUAUGAAGAAGGAAUUACAACAAAUGAUUCAAUUGCAUAGUAAUAUUGAGACGUUUUAUAAAUCAGUUCCCAAGGAUAUUCUACCAUCAGAUUAUGGGGGUGAUGAUGUUGAAAGUGAUGAAAUGAAAAAUGGAAUUUAUAAAAAUCUUGUGGCAAAUCGAGAAUUCAUGAUGGAAUUUGAGAAAACUCAUCAAAUAAAUGAAAAACUUCGCCCGGGAAAACCUAAAGAUGCCUCAGAUUUAUUUGGAGUAGAAGGAAAUUUCAAAAAAUUGGAUUUUGAUUAAAGAGAGUAAAUCGAGUGAUAUAAAAUUGA
Molecule: messenger RNA, 984 nt
Organism: Episyrphus balteatus (marmalade hoverfly)
Lineage: Eukaryota; Metazoa; Arthropoda; Insecta; Diptera; Syrphidae
Product: alpha-tocopherol transfer protein-like
Exons: 5
Coding region: 59-955 (298 amino acids)
Cellular component (GO): membrane
Molecular function (GO): phosphatidylinositol bisphosphate binding
Source: RefSeq, a predicted model, not a curated record